Molecule: messenger RNA, 753 nt
Organism: Naumovozyma castellii
Lineage: Eukaryota; Fungi; Ascomycota; Saccharomycetes; Saccharomycetales; Saccharomycetaceae
Gene: HMO1
Product: Hmo1p
Exons: 1
Coding region: 1-753 (250 amino acids)
Source: RefSeq, a predicted model, not a curated record
AUGACUAGUGAUCCAUCUGUCAAGUUAAAGUCCGCUAAGGACUCUCUGGUGUCUUCUCUAUUUGAACUUUCCAAAUCUGCUAAUCAAACUGCUUCAUCAAUUGUUGAUUUCUACAAUGCUAUUGGCGAUGAUGAAGAAGAGAAGAUCGAUGCCUUCACCACAUUAACAGAGGCUCUUCAAGCAUUGACCUCCGCUGCUACUCAAUUACAUGGGAUCAGUUCUGAAUUGGUCAACCCAAUGGAUGACGAUAAGGAUAUUCCAAUUGCCUUGCAUACUGUCACUCCAAUUAAGCAAGCCGCUAAGAAGAAGGCAGAACGUGAUCCAAACGCUCCAAAGAAACCUUUGACUGUUUUCUUUGCUUAUUCUGCAUACGUUCGUCAAGAACUUCGUGAUGAAAGACAAAGAAAUGGGUUACCACCUUUAUCUUCUACUGAAAUUACUCAAGAAAUUUCCAAAAAGUGGAAGGAAUUGAAUGAUACUGAAAAGGAAAAAUGGAAGCAAGCUUAUAACAUAGAAUUGGAACAUUAUCAAGUUGAAAAGCAAAAGUAUUUGGAAGCUAAGAAGAAUGGUACCGUAACCAUUCUUGAAGGUCCAAAUCAUGCUCCUAUUCCAUUCCCACAAGAUUUACAAGAGGAUCAAUAUCCAUCUCAUCAACAUACUGAAAAGAGAAAUCGUGAGGAUGAAUCCACUUCUGGUGAAAAGAAGAAGAAAAAGAAGAAGAAGGAUAAGAAGAAGGAAAAGAAGAACGAUUGA